AUGGCCGAUCAACUGGCUCGGCACGACUCUGUUUUUGCCAAGAUCGACUCCCUAUGCUCUACAGUUCAGCACCACUCCGAAUCCUUUGAAGCCAUCCGCAAGAGUAAUUCAGAAUCAUUCGAUCUCUUGCGUACCUCUAUGGCCUCUCAACAAGCAGUCAUGGCGGAGAUGAUGGUCAAGUUACAGCAGUUGGACAAGCCCUCCACCCCAUCACCCCAGCCUCAUCCGCUUCCAUUACCAACAUCCCCUCCAUUACCAAUGUUUCAGUCCCAUCUUCCAUUCACUCCACCAUCUCUCCACCCCCCUGGCUCUAUAUCUCCUCCUCGUUUGCCUAGGAUUGAGGUUCCCCUGUUCACGGGCGAGCAUGCCCUCAGUUGGUUGUUCCAAAUCAACCACUACUUUCAUUUUCAUCAAAUUCCUGAUGAUCAUCGCAUCGCCAUGGCCGCUUUCUACAUGACAGGGCAAGCUCUUCAGUGGUUUCAAUGGUUGUAUUCCACUUCCCAGUUGUCUCAUUGGGACGAUUUUGUUCGGAAGUUGGAAUUGAGGUUUGGACCAUCAUCUUUUGUGAAUAACGACGCCGCACUAUUCAAGCUUCGACAAAUGUCCACCGUCACAGAUUACUUGAAUGAAUUUGAGUGUCUCUCUACUCGUGUCACUGGUUUGAAUGAGGAAAAACUCCUUAACUGCUUUCUUUCAGGUCUUCGUGAUGACAUCCAACGGGAGUUAUACAUAUUGAAGCCUGGAAAUCUCCACGACGCUAUGGGCAUGGCGAGAUUGGUGGAGGAUAAAUGCAAUGCUGGCCGUUCUCUGCAACCCAGGUUGACGUGGCCAAAACCACCUCCACAACUUUCUCCUGCACCGAUCAAUCGAACAGCACCCUUGCCGAUCAAGCGACUCUCCCCGGUAGAGAUGGCAGCAUGGAGAGAGAAGGGAUUGUGCUUCAAUUGUGACUCCAAAUUCACACCAUGUCACAAAUGUAAACCGGCCCAGUUUCUUUGUUUGUUGGUGGAUCAAGAGGAUGGGAAUCCUCCAGAUGGUGAACCUCCAUCGGAACUGGAGCACCAAUUGGUGGAGGGCUGCGCAGGAGAAACUUGGGAACAUGCCAGCCCAUCUAUUUCCUUUCAUGCUUUGAUGGGGCAUGUAGUUCCCUCCACAUUGAAGCUCGUUGAAUCCAUUAAUGGACAAGAGGUUCUCAUUCUAGUAGACGGCGGGUCUACGAACAAUUUUAUCCAAAAUCGGCUGGCAUCACAAUUGAAGCUGGUGGUGCAACCAUCGGCCCAUACGAGAGUCUCCGUCGGCAACGGCGACGCUCUCACGUGUGGCGGGGAAUGCUCAGUCGUGCCUCUCAAGGUAGGAGAUGCAAUCUUCAUGGUUAAUCUAAUCCUAUUACCCAUUUACGGUGCAGAUCUUGUUUUGGGGGUCGAAUGGUUGUUACAACUGGGCCUGGUCCUCUUUGACUACGAGAAUCUCUGGAUGGAAUUCAAUUUCCAAGGCAGUCAUGUGCGACUUCAAGGUUUGACUCAACCACAAUCUCAGCUGGUCAGGCCUGCAUCUCUUCCAAAAACGGACUCGGAUGGAGCACAAUUUUUUCAGUUAUCAGUUGAAUCCAUUGAACCAGCUAAUCCGGAUCAUGUUCCAUCUAUUGGAUCCGAAGCACCAGUCGUCUUCCUCAAUGGCUUCAACUCUCUUCUUAUUAAUUUCAGUGAAAUUUUUAAAACUCCGACUGGUUUGCCACCGCCACGAGCACAGGAUCACUGCAUCACCCUCACACCCGGAGCACCACCUGUAAAUGUUAAGCCAUACCGGUAUCCAUAUUUUCAGAAAUCAGAAAUUGAGAAGCUCGUCGGGGAAAUGCUGUCUGACGGGAUUAUACGGCCAAGCACAAGCCCCUUCUCCUCGCACGUCCUUUUAGUCAAGAAGAAAGACAGCACUUGGAGGUUUUGUGUGGAUUACCGGGCAUUGAAUGCGGUGACCAUCAAGGAUCGCUUCCCGAUCCCGACUGUGGAGGAAUUGUUAGACGAGGUUGCCGGAUCUCAGAUCUUCUCCAAAUUGGACCUUCGUGCGGGCUAUCACCAGGUCCGAAUUCACCCAAAUGAUGUGGAGAAGACGGCGUUCAGAACGCACGAGGGACAUUAUGAGUUUCUCGUUAUGCCGUUCGGCCUCACAAAUGCACCAUCCACCUUCCAAUCACUCAUGAACAACACUUUCAGUCAGGAUUGGACCUCUCAUUUGACUCAUUUGACUGAGGUGUUUGGGAGACUCCGAGAUCAUCGACUCUUCACUAAACUAUCAAAGUGCGAAUUCGGAUGUACUUCUAUUGGGUAUCUUGGCCAUAUCAUCUCCGGUGAAGGGGUGGCUGUGGAUCCUGAGAAAAUCCAGGCAAUUCGGGAAUGGCCUUUACCAGUUUUGGUGAAAGCUUUGAGGGGAUUCCUAGGCCUCUGCGGCUAUUAUAGACGCUUUGUUGAUCGGUAUGCAGCACUUGCCGCACCAUUGACUGAGCUUCUCCGCAAGAACGCAUUUGUCUGGACACCGGCGACAACUCAAGCUUUUCAAACAUUUAAAGAAGCCAAUGAUGCAAACACCAAUUCUACAAUUGCCUGA
Dioscorea cayenensis subsp. rotundata (Guinea yam) is the source of this 2601-nucleotide messenger RNA. RefSeq lists its product as uncharacterized. Lineage: Eukaryota; Viridiplantae; Streptophyta; Magnoliopsida; Dioscoreales; Dioscoreaceae. Bases 1 to 2601 code for a protein of 866 amino acids. The record is from RefSeq and is a predicted model, not a curated record. The transcript is spliced from 2 exons.